AUGGAGAUUAAAAAGGAAUUACAAAAAACACCACCAACUUUGAAACCAUAUUUUGAGUUAAAGCAUAGUGAAAGAGCAAACAGAAAUAUUGAAAUUAAGAGAAAAUUUUCUGAAGUGGCAUCGUCUUUAUAUAGUGACAUUACAUCAAUCAAAGUUGAGCUUGAGUUUCAUAAUGGAAAAAAGAAAUACUUUUACCCAAGGACACCGACAUCUGAUCAUGAUGAGAGCUCGGAGUUGAAAUAUUCUAAUAGAAUUAAUGACAGAGAUACAGUGCAACAAGUUCUCAUGGUCAAGGACAGAUUUCGCAUUUUCGAUGAUGCCUUACAUGAACUACAUAUGGUUGGGAGUGUAUUACCUAGUAAACAUAUGCUAGUUGAAGAAAGAAAACGUCUAAACACUGUUGUACCAAUUCACAUCCAUCCAGGUGCAGCUAAUGACUGCAGUUAUAGAUGUAUAACUGACAUCUUGGAGUAUAUAAUUCAAAAAUAUUACCAAGAAGAAUUGAUUGCACCUGGACCUCUAGAUCUAAAACUCAGAUUUGCUUGUGAUGGUGCAAAAAUAUCGAAAAAGCUUAAUUCCGUAAGAGGAGUGAUGAAACUAUUACAUGCAAGCAUGUCUCCUGAUGAUGAACAUACAUUAUUCUUCUUCACGGGGGAAGAAAACCAUUAUUCCUUGAAGAAGUAUGGACAUCACACAUUUUUAGAGAUGGCAAGACUACAGGAAGAAGGAUUUGAAAUAGAUGGAAAGAAGAUUAAUGUUGAAUGGAUCUUAACAUGUGACUGGAAAGCCCUCUGUCUUUUAAGAGGAAUAAAUGCUGCAAACAGUGACUACUUUUGCCUAUGGUGUCAUUGCAGGAAAAGAGAGAUAUGCAAUUUCAGCAUCAAAGAAUGGCCAAUUCAACGCACACAAACAGAACAGAAUGAAUCUGUAGCUAACUGUAGUACUGGGUAUAUAAGACAAGACAUGUGUUCUUUUAUCGAUUACACCAGCAUGGCGCCUGAUGAUCUUCACUUGCGUAUCAGAUUGUCAUUGAAGUUGCUUAAUCAGGUUGUAACAUGGGCAAUUGACCAGAAAAAUGAAGACAAAUUGGAGGCAGAAAUGAAAAGGAUUGGGGCUUCUUUUCAUUUUUGGGAGGAGCGUGGAGACGACAAAUCAAGUACCAGUAUAAAGAAAUGGUCGCAGCCAUCAGGUGAUGAGCUGAGAAAAAUCAUAAAGUAUUCGCAGCUUCACAAUGUCUUAGACAAUACAAAGGACAAACACUUGAUCAGUGUUGAAAGUUUGUCAGUAAACCAGUUGAGGAACGAGCUUGUCCAAAGAGGUCUUAACAACAAAGGGAAAAAAGUGUUACUUGUUGCAAGAUUGAAAGAAGCUGUUGGAAAUUGUAAGUUUAGAAAGAAGGCCAAUGCUAGCCGCCUGCAGGUUUCAUUCGAUUAUGAAGAUGACGAUGAUGAUGAUGAUGAGAUUAGUCUUGAUGUUGAUGCCCUCCAGACACUCUGGGGUAACUUUCACUGCCUGAUGGAAUCUCUGCGAGCUUUCCCAGGUUCUGAAGAAUACAAAAAUCCAGAAUUAUUCAUGCAAGAAGCGAGAGAGUGGGCACAAAACUUUCGGAGAUAUACAUUUGAUGAAGAUGUUACACCAUACCUUCAUGCUAUGGUGUAUCACGUGCCAUAUUUCUUGGAAAAGUACAGAUACCUGCACGAUAUUGGUGUUGCUCAGGUAGAAAGGAAAAAUUAUGACCAAAGAAUGGCAUAUUUUGAUAGCACCAAUAGAUAUGGUGGGAAACACAAAAAGAAAAUUUCAGAACAGAUACUACAGAGAGAAAAUAGACUGUUGUGGGCAAGCCUAGAAGGAGUAAAAAGAAAAGUCAGAAAAUACACUUAUCAAGAAAAUCAAUAG
Mytilus californianus (California mussel) is the source of this 1896-nucleotide messenger RNA. RefSeq lists its product as uncharacterized. Bases 1 to 1896 code for a protein of 631 amino acids. The transcript has 11 exons. Lineage: Eukaryota; Metazoa; Mollusca; Bivalvia; Mytilida; Mytilidae. The record is from RefSeq and is a predicted model, not a curated record.